AUGGCGCUCUCCGAACUCUCUCGCCAGUCGCUCCACCCCAGCUUCCUCUACUCCGCCGCCUCCUCCUUCACCGCCGCCUCCAGCCCCACCUCCCAGGCCCCUGUCGCGGCCCCUACUCCGGCCUUCGGCCAUGGCACUGGCGGCGGCAGGCCGUUCUCGAUCCAGUCCCCGAACGAGAAGAUCAAGAUGUAUUCUCCGGCCUUCUACGCCGCCUGCAGCGUCGGAGGAAUCGCCAGCUGUGGGCUCACCCACAUGGCCGUCACCCCGCUCGACCUCGUCAAGUGCAAUAUGCAGGUCAACUCCUAA
This is a messenger RNA of Triticum turgidum subsp. durum (durum wheat), 306 nucleotides long. Lineage: Eukaryota; Viridiplantae; Streptophyta; Magnoliopsida; Poales; Poaceae. The record is from the annotation of a GenBank genome assembly.